AUGGCGUCGAAAGUGGGAUCCAAAACGCCCUCGGAAAUCGGCAAAGAGGACAUCGAAACAUGGACUUCGCAGCAAAUCGAGUAUCUUCUUCGAAGAUGGGCAGCGUCCAAAGGAGCCGUUACGAAGAGUUCAUAGAAGGUAAAUUAUAUUAUUAGCUAGAAAGGUAGUAGAACGGUGCCACGAACCGUAAAGGAAAGAGUUUUUCAAGCAUUACAAGAUGCGAGUAAAACAACGCAAGACGUAAUUGCCUUGCAAAGCGAUGAUGUGACUAAGCGAGCAGAAUCAGGAGAAUGGUUAGACAAUUUGCAGAGCGAAGUGGAGGACAGCGUCGACUCUUGAGGAGUAUUUAGAGAGCCGUGCAGAUGAACCGCCAUCAGUAAUAGGACAAAUUUCAGUGGUCGCCGAUGCAGUUUGCAAAGUUGACGAAAAGGAAAGUCGGAAUUCGGAGUCCGGAAUCGUUUGAUGAUUCGCAAGUUGUCAGCUCAGCACAGAAGUUCGUCGAAUUACUGUCGAAAUCUGCUCAGUAAAAAGGGAAUAAAUCAGCUCCUAAAUUCAGCAAUAAAGAUAAUAAAAAUAACUCGGAAGAGAAAGAAACUGAAGAAGACGAAUCAGAAAAAGGCAAAUUCGACUCGAAAUAUUUUGACAGAUUGUUCAAAGGAAUCAAGAAACCCGCUUUAACCGUCUUCAGCGGAGGUAAAGACCUUUAUCACGAUUGGAAAGCGAAAUUUGAAAUAUUCGUGGAUCGGAUGAAAGUGCCAGCUAAAACCAAAGAUGAUGAUGUUGAAGAAUUCUCUGUCUGGCAAGCUAUUAGGAGUUGGUGAGCGGUAAGGCUACACAUCUAGACAAUAUCAAACUGCCUUGUAGAAAUGAAUGAAGGGGGUUUUGAGCGUUAGCCCUUCGUCAAUCGCCACGGAAACGUCAGCUUUUUUACCCUUUACGAUGGCCAAUUUACGUUUUCAACUCAGUUGUUAA
Pocillopora meandrina is the source of this 972-nucleotide messenger RNA. The record is from the annotation of a GenBank genome assembly. Lineage: Eukaryota; Metazoa; Cnidaria; Anthozoa; Scleractinia; Pocilloporidae.